AUGGUUACUGCAGUUACUUCAAAAGCUGAGUUCGAUGAAGCUAUCAAGUAUCAAGGGUUAGUUGUUGUUGAUUUUUUCGCUACUUGGUGUGGUCCAUGUAAAAUGAUUGCUCCAUUAUUGGACAAGUUUAGUAAUGAAUAUUCAAAUGUCAAAUUCUUAAAAGUGGAUGUUGACGAAUUGAACGAAAUUGCUGAACAAUAUGAAGUGAGCAGUAUGCCAACUUUGAUUUUUUUCAAAAAUGGACAACAAAUUCAUAAAGUGAUUGGUGCUAAUCCUUCUGCUAUCAAACAAGCAAUUUCAUCAAAUGCUUGA
This is a messenger RNA of Lodderomyces oxycetoniae, 312 nucleotides long. RefSeq names its product thioredoxin (gene TRX1). Gene Ontology annotation, molecular function: protein-disulfide reductase activity. The coding region runs from base 1 to 312 and encodes 103 amino acids. Gene Ontology annotation, cellular component: cytosol. The transcript has a single exon. The record is from RefSeq and is a predicted model, not a curated record. Lineage: Eukaryota; Fungi; Ascomycota; Pichiomycetes; Serinales; Debaryomycetaceae.